Messenger RNA from Capsella rubella, 489 nucleotides. RefSeq lists its product as uncharacterized. The transcript has a single exon. Bases 54 to 356 code for a protein of 100 amino acids. Lineage: Eukaryota; Viridiplantae; Streptophyta; Magnoliopsida; Brassicales; Brassicaceae. The record is from RefSeq and is a predicted model, not a curated record.
GCAUCUCGUUCGAAACAAAAACAAGUUUUAGGACUAAUCACAAUACGAACGUGAUGGCUGGUCACAUGUCACAGAGAAUAUGCAAUAUCUUAAUCAUUGUAACGUUAGCCACGAUGAUGUUUUCAGCACAAAUCGCCGAAUCGAACAAGAUAGCGCUACAAGUAUGUCUUCACAACUGUGUUACGAACGUGUGCAUGAAGGCAGGCAAGAAAGCAACUCCAGCCAAAUGUAAGGACGCAUGCAGUCAAGUUUGUGAUGAUAACCCAUUCAAUAAUGAGGGAUACGUCGUCCCUCCUGGUAAAGGCGACAAUCCUCUGGUUAAAUUUUGCAAACGAUUUCCCUGGAUAUGUUCGUAAAAUAGUAAUUACGAUAACAACGAAAAACAAAAAAAAUAAAAACAAAUUGUCUUAUUUUGUGCUACUUUUUUGUAUUUUUGAUAUCAUGUACGUAUCAAUUCCUUUUGAAUAAGAUAAUUUAAGAUGAAACAAA